UUUGCAAUUGAUGACAGAUAGUGUACAUUAAUAGUUAAUUAAGGAUAAUUGAACUUCUUAAUUCUGUUGAAAGUGAUAGUAAAAAAAAAAAAAGAAAAAACAAUGGGAAGGAAUAUAAAGUUAAAUUGAUUUUUGAUCAAAUUGAAAAUUUUAUUUAUGAUACGAUUUCGUACAGUAAUUCACCCGAUUCAUACUACACUAGUUGGAAUUUUUGUUAUCUCUAAUACAUAUAUGAACUAUCGUAUUUGACAAAGUUACUAUGUAUUUCGGUUCAACUGUGAAACAGAAAAUAUGGAAAAAAUCAUUUUUCGUAUAUUAAGACCGCAUUGUAGAAAUUCUCUGGUAAUUAAACGAACGUUUUACGAACAGUAUAGAUCAUCGUAUCCGGAAAUAUAUGACAAAAAACCUGAAUCACCAAAAAAUUUAACCUUUUUACAACAAUGGCGAAACUCGUACGAUCUUUUAAAGAGUGAAACCAAAUUAUUUCUCGAAGAACUAAAAGAGGGAUUUUAUUUACUUCCGAAAGAUUUCGUAGUUGAUGAAAUCGAUACUGUAUGGAAAUUUGAUGGAACUCAAAAAUCGUUAGAUCAGUGGAUCGUAAAUUGUGACAAAGACUAUCAUCAUGGUUAUUCAACUGCCAAAUUGGAACUAUCAUCUUUUGGUACUGGAAUAUUUCAUGGUAUACUAGAUACUCGCGUACCCAAAGAUGGAAAAACAACACAUGCUGGAUACUGUAACAUCACCUCGAUUCAAAAAUUUAAAUCUUUCGGUCGACGAGAUUAUUACAAUUGGGUUAACUAUAACGAACUUGUUUUACGAAUUAGAGGAGAUGGUAGGUGUUACAUGUUAAAUAUUCUACAAAAGGGGAAUAUAGAUCUAACGCAAUACGACUGUCAUCAUUAUGUUAUGUACACAAGAGGUGGUCCAUAUUGGCAGGUAGUUAGAAUUCCUUUUUCAAAAUUUGUAUUUAAUACAAAAGGAGAGGUUAAUGAAAAUCAGUAUCCUGUGUGCGACGCUCACAUUACGAAUUUUGGAAUUACACUUGCUGACAAAAGGCCAGGACCUUUCAGAUUAGAAAUUGAUUAUAUUGGAACUUGUUACAAUACGAAUAUCCGCGAAGAAUUUGCAUACGAAACCUACAAUGUAGAUAGAACUUAAAUGAAAAUCUUCUUUACAGAGUGA
This is a messenger RNA of Frieseomelitta varia, 1182 nucleotides long. It is a transcript of the gene CIA30, whose product is annotated as complex I intermediate-associated protein 30, mitochondrial. The record is from RefSeq and is a predicted model, not a curated record. Bases 292 to 1158 code for a protein of 288 amino acids. Gene Ontology annotation, cellular component: mitochondrion. Lineage: Eukaryota; Metazoa; Arthropoda; Insecta; Hymenoptera; Apidae. Gene Ontology annotation, biological process: mitochondrial respiratory chain complex I assembly; mitochondrial electron transport, NADH to ubiquinone. The transcript is spliced from 2 exons.